Scylla paramamosain (green mud crab) is the source of this 3448-nucleotide messenger RNA. RefSeq names its product RUN and FYVE domain-containing protein 2-like. The record is from RefSeq and is a predicted model, not a curated record. Gene Ontology annotation, molecular function: metal ion binding. Lineage: Eukaryota; Metazoa; Arthropoda; Malacostraca; Decapoda; Portunidae. Gene Ontology annotation, cellular component: cytoplasm. The transcript is spliced from 12 exons. The coding region runs from base 267 to 2471 and encodes 734 amino acids.
GAGCAGCAACAGUGACUCUCGCGGCUGCUGCUUCCACGGUACUCAGACCAGCAAGAUUGGCAACACAGUAGUGAACCACUGCUCAAUGAUCCUGCCUUUUGUCAAAAUAAUACAGUAAAGUGUCGUGAGAUGGAAAUAAGAACAGAAAUAGAAAUUAAGGCACAGGUGUCCUCAGUAUUAUGAGUGAAGAGAAGUGUGUGUUGACAGCAUGACUAUAUCGGUGAAGUGUUGUGUAGCGCGGCACUCUCACAUGGCUGCCCCCUAAGAUGGUGUUGGUGGAGAUGGCCGGGGCGGAGGACACCAUCUACUUGUGCAACUUCCGGGUUUCUGUGGAUGGUGAUUGGCUGUGCUUGAAGGAGCUAGCAGAGGGAGGCACCACCAGCGUAGGGGUCGCUAAGGUGGACAGCUCUGCGUCCUCAUCCCCUGGGUCACCCCCGCCCUCAGGUGCCUACACCCACCACCACCACCAUCACCACCUCCCACCUGGCUCCUCUUGCUCGCACACUCUACCCCUCUCUGAGCCACUGAUGUUGAACCCACCAGACUCGGCCAACACCUCGGAGGGAUCUGCCGAUGGGAGCCCCCCGCCUCACAACCCCGCCCUGGCUUCUGAGGGCGGGGCAGUGGGCCGGGCACUCAGCGUGCUCCCUGGCCUCCCGCCGGGGCUCUUCGCGCCCUAUGUGCCGCUCAGCUGUGAGCGGGAUCCUGUGUGCAUUGAGCGUAGUAACCUGGUAAACAUCUGCAAGUUGGUGGUGAAAGAACUCAUUGAGUCCUCCCUCAAGUUUGGCCGCCAGUUGGAUUCAGACUCAGUGCCGCUACAACACUUCUUCAUUGUUCUAGAGCAUGUCCUGCGGCAUGGCCUCAAGCCCAAGCGGGGCUUAUUGGGACCAAAAAAGGAACUAUGGGAUCUUUUUCAAUUUGUGGAGAAGUGGAGUUACGAAGCUCAGGACAUCACAGCGAGUGUCCGUGAUUUACCUACAGUCAAAACCCACAUUGGGCGAGCACGUGCAUGGCUUCGACUUGCCCUCAUGCAGAAGAAGCUUGCUGACUACUUCCGGCUGCUGAUUGAGCGGAGAGAUGAACUGUUGACAGAGUUUUAUGAGACUGGGGCAUUGAUGCUGGCAGAUGAGGCUAUUGUCAUUAUGGGACUCCUGGUGGGCCUGAAUGUGAUUGAUUGUAACCUGUGUGUCAAGGAGGAGGAUCUAGACAGCCAAAUGGGAGUGAUUGACUUCUCACUGUACCUGCGCAACACUGGGGCAGACACAAGUCCUGAAGACAGUCAGGAGCAGACAGACAUGACUACAGUACUCGACCAAAAGAACUACAUUGAGGAGCUUAAUCGCCACCUCAAUGCGACAGUAACCAACCUCCAAGCUAAGGUGGAAACUCUGAUUACCACUAAUGCUCUGAUGAAGGAGGAUUUGGCCAUUGCAAAGAACACUAUCAUACACAUGCAGGGUGACAAUGAUCGUCUAAGGAAUGAAAGAGGUCUCCCCACACAGCAGCAGCAGGAACAAAUGGACAAGGAGGCUAAGAAAGCAAGUCGGGUGAGUGUGAUUGGAUGUGAGGAGGAGAUGCAGGACCUCAAGCUGCAGCUGGAAGAGGAGAGUGCCCAUAGGAAGCAGGUAGAAAAGGAGCUUGAGUUACAGAUCCAAAUGAAGGCAGAGAGUGAAAUGGCAGCAAAGCUUCUGGAGAAGGAUAUUCAUGAGAAGCAAGACACCAUCAUCUCCCUCCGCCAGCAGCUGGAUGAAAUCAAGGUCAUUAAUCUGGAGAUGUACAGAAAGUUGCAGGAAUGCGAGAGCUCAUUAAAACAGAAAACUGAACUCAUCGGUCGUCUGGAGGCCAAGGCAGGAGAAAUGGCAGAGACUAUUCGCAAUUUGGAGUCACAGUAUGAGGAGUGUCUUCUUCAGAAAGAGGCAGCCAAGACCACUGCCAUGAAGCUGAGUGACAAGGUCUCUAAUGGAGAAUUACAAUCGACCACCUUAGAAACUGAUCUCAAGAUAGAGCGAGAGUGGCGACAGUCCUUGCAGGAAACUCUAGUGAAGGACCGUGAAGUGAAAGCAGAACUUAUGCAGCAGAUCAAAGAACUCACCAAACAACAAGAAGAAUAUCAGAUUCUAAAGGGAGCACACAUGCAGCUGAUAUCUACUGUUGAGAAUCAGGAGAGGACUCUUGAGGAACUGGGAGCACAUCUUUCUGAGUCCAAGCUAAAGAUGGCCGACCUGCGAGAUGUGAGCAAGUCCCUCCGUGAUGCUCAGUGGGCACCAGACAAGGAAGCCAGUAACUGUCGCCUCUGUGAGAAAGAGUUCAGCAUCUCCCGCAGGAGACACCACUGCCGCCAUUGCGGUAAUAUAUUUUGUCACAGCUGCAGUGACAACACAAUGCCUCUUCCCUCCUCAGCCCGCCCAGUCAGAGUUUGUGAUACAUGCCACACUCAGCUGCUGCAGCGGUACUCCAACUCUGAAAACUAAUUGUGUGGCUGGUUGUCACAUCCUCAGAACAAUCCUAUCCAUUCGCAUUGAGGCUGGUUAUAUGCAUUUCUGUUGCCAUAAUGCCAAAGCAAUGUGCUCUUUGUAUCAGAGCUGGAAUUGGUGCAACACUGUAUAUUUCAUGUAAAUUUUAAGAGAUGUGAAUAGUGUCAAUACAAGUAGAAAGCUUUAUAAUUUUGUACGUAAUUAGAAUUCCAAAGCUAAAUGUUUCUAUUAGCAGUUAAAUGAAGGAGAGGUGUUUCUUCAGGCUCACCUUCACAUUCUUCCAAAGGAAUCACAUUGCACUGUGGUGUUUGCAUCUUGUCCUCUUGGUGACAAGCAGAUGAUUCACUUGUUGCGGAGGGAGACAAAAAUUUUAAUUUGCAGAUCUGACUUAAUUUAUAUAGAAAACAUGUAUAUAAAUCAAAGAAAACAUACAUAAAAGGAAUCAAAUGAAUGGCAGAGGUCUUAUUUAUCUGCUGCAUGUGUUACUUUAUUCUCCAGCCCUCUUGAGCUUGUACAGUGCUAAAUUGUAUGAGUAGCAAAAAAAUCAUUGUUACAUGUAAAGCAGCUGACUUUAUCAAGAGAAGCAUUUAAUGAAUGGUUUUGUUCAUUAUGUUUUGGUUUACAUUGCUCACCAACAUUUAAUAACACAUGGGAAUAUGUAUGGUUUGCAUUUAUCAGUAAAAAAGGAGGAUAUUGUUAGUAUAGGUAUCCUUAAGAAACUUGUUAUUUGAGAUUGACAGUUGUUACAGUCAUUUUGUAUUUUUACUUUUUUUUUCUAUUUGCUCCUGUAUUUAUUAUUGUAUCAAUUAUGAUAAAUACAUUUUUUAACUUAAGAUUACUUGAAAAAGAGAGAAGGGAGAGGGAGGACAAGAAGAUAUACUGUACAAAGUUUGAGAGAAAGAUCCCUUUGUAAAAUGUAAGACAAAGAUCUGAGAGAGAGAGAGAGAGAGAGAGAGAGAGAGAGAGAGAGAGAG